AUGGAGCAAGGGGAAGUGUUUGUUGUGGAUGAGCAGGAAGGAGAAUUAGAUCCUAAUGACGCAUGGUUGAUGCGCGCAGCAGGUGGUGAGGAGGAGGUUGGUGCAAAUGAGCUUCCGAUGGGAGCGGUUGCUGCUGCCCAAGAUGAUGACCAGUUAUCCUUUGAGGAUUCGGAACGCUUUGAAGAAGAUUCCCUUUGUUCGUGGAUGUCAGAUGCUGAAUCGUUAAAUCAGAAUUGGCGUGGAUGGAGCACGACGAGGAAUUCAACAGCGCAGAAUGGAAUCGAACAGACAUAUGGAGAUGGAUCAGGUCCACUAUUAUCAAGUUCGUUGUUACGCUUUACUGGAGGUAUCACAUCACCAUCACAGUCUCGUCGGCAUCCUAUAUCUGCUUCAGCAACUACAACAAACUUGGGCUCUUCCGCCCCAACAACGAGUAUUAAUGUGAAUGCAACAACAUGUAAGGUACGGAGCCUUGCCGAAAUAGCUGCUCGCGUUGCUGCACGAUGUUUCUCAUUUAUAAUGUUGGAGGCGUAUUAUCACGCGAUCUCAGUUGAAAAGAGGCGGAUAAACUUCAAAAGUGGUAUGAAUGAUCGUUCCGUUAUAUUUGAAGAUGCUUUCGCGGAACAUGCUGCAAUUCCUGACAAAUUUUUCUUGAGCAUUGUGCGCUGGUGCUUCCCUGAAAGCGAAGAAGAUGUCCGUUUAUACAGCUGUUUGGCAAAUGGCAAUGCUGAUGAGUUUGACAGAGGGGAGUAUUUAUAUCAAGCAAAUGCGGUUCAUGAAGUUUUCCAAAUAGGUUAUCAUAUUUCCGCUGUAGUGAAUGCAACUGGCGCAUCUUCUAUAGUUACUCCAACAAGUUCAUCAGCCCCACCUUGUCGCACGAAGAUGACGUACAAUGUAUCAGUUCGGGUUGACAGGUGUCGCAUAGUAUCAUGUAGCUGCUCAUGCGCUUUCAAGGCAUCGUGGUGCCAACAUGUUGUCGCUGUAUGUUUGUAUAGAAUAAAUAGAGUGAACGAAGUCGAGUAUCGUGUUACUAUUUGGGAUUCAAUCAAUGAGCUUACAAAUGAAGAAUUAAAAAAAUUGGCCCAAUUUCUUAUAAAUGAUCUUCCUCGACAGUAUUUGCCUGUGGCACAGCGUUUGAUCGACCAACUACGGAAUCCAAAAUCUGAAAUAAACGCAGCAGUUGGAGCACCAGAUCCAACGGAUGGGGGUCAUGAUAAUGUCGCCAUUUGGUGCUUAGAUCAGCGUACACUGCACGAAAACAUCCGUCGCAUAUUGAUCAAAUUUUGUCUUCCCUCACCGACAGUGCAUUGUGAUGUGCAGUAUUUAUCGUCCAAUCAGCCACCUGCAGCUAGUGAGUGGUUGUCCCUUUUUCGACCUCACAGGGCAAAAGAGCCAGAAGGUUUAUGGAAUCUUUUAUCAAUUGUACGCGAGAUGUUCAAACGUCGUGAUGAAAAUGCAACCAGUCUUCUACAUAUUAUUACUGAAGAAUGCUUAGCUUGUUCACAGGUCUUGAUUUGGUGGUAUCAAACCGCUUUGUCUCAGUCCGGGCAGUGGACACUUAGCCCGCCUUCUACCAAUAAAUCAUGUUCAUUAAUGUCAAAUCAGAAGACGCCUCAGCUGAACUGUGCCUCACUUUGUGAUGAAAUAGUACAACUAUGGAGGCUCGCUGCUUUGAAUCCACGUUUAUCAUCGUUUGAAAGGGAACAAUUGACUAGUUUCAUACAAAUAUAUCAUCGGAAUGCUGUGGAGAGGAUAUGGAAAUAUAUUUGUUUUCUAGCGAAUCCUGAAGCUUCAGUAUCUUCACAGGCCACCAGUUUCAUUAUGUCAGUUGUUGAUCGACACGGACAACGACUGUCCGCAGAAAAUGCCCGUUUCAGUGCUGAUUUGUUUCCGGGAUUUCUAAGUGCUUUGAGGGCAUGCCAGAUUAGUUGGAAUAACACUAAUAUACAAGGACUAUUGUUUGGAUCGAAUAACAAUCUCUCAAGCGCUUAUUCAACUACUGACUUUUCAAAUAUGAAGUUCAGUCCAAAUAUUCCUGUUCUUCGUCAUCCCUUACGGGUUUCUGAAGACACCUCUUUAUUAGAUAUUAGCACAUCAUUUUACCGCACAUCAGUAUAUGCAACUGGGACAAACUACUUUUCACUUCAUCAACAGGCUUCACGUAAAAGACGAAAAAAGUCAUCUCGCAUUUCUGGACGUCGUGGACAUCAGUUUGAAUUUCAUGAUGAGCGAUCUCUAAUCCGUGCUGUGCGCGUCGCUGCUUGUGCUGCACGUGAAGUGGCCUUAAGUGAAGAUAUCGAAGAAGAUAGCGCUGAGUCGGGACAGGAAAGUGAAGCAGGUCCAUCGAUGUCAAGAAAUAACAGUCGGACAAACAGUUCAACAAAUCGUAAUGAAUCCGCUGCCACAUUAAGCAGUACAAACUAUCCAAAGAGUGAUGUUGACGAAUUAUUUGCUAUUGCACAUGUACAGCAAUCAAAUUGGGACAUCAAGUUCGCCAGAUGCGAAGCUCUAAUGUCUCAUGGCUAUGCACAUCAGGCAUGUGUAAUGGCAGUGGAGCUUGCGGAAGAAAUGUUACGCCGUCCCCCAAAUUUACUUUAUCAUUCAGUGGAGCAACGAUAUUAUCCAGAAUUAUCUCCAAUACAGCGGCAUAGGAGAAGGCGAUUUUCUCAGUCGGGUGCUCCUACUCCUUCUAUCUUAGAAGCCCCUCUUUUUGAACUUGAUGAACAACUUAUUGAAAAAUCGCAAUUAGCAGAGGAUAUAUAUACAAGAACACUCUUUCUGGUACAUACAUUAAUGAAGGAGCCAAAAACACAUCGAUUGGCCUUCACACUUGCAAUAUCUGUACUUGAAUUACCUCGCAGUCCUGCUGCAAACAAAUUCCUGGAAGUCAAACUCUACUACUUGGAAACAGAGCUGGUUAGCUUGUUGCGAAGAGUAGAAAUCGGUGCUGCGGAAUUGCAAAUAAUCAGAGAUCGAGCGAGGAAAUUCGUGGAAAAUGCUAUACUUUUAGCCUCUGUACCUCAGCCCUCCGUUUUACCUAUUUCAUUGGGCCAUUAUAUCUUAGACUCUUUGUCAUUCUCUCACAAUACUUGUCAAGGGCGCCGCACUGCAAGCGGCAUUGUGACAAAAAAUGGUGUACAGCGGCGCCCUUGUGAUGAAGAAUUAGCUAUAAAAGUCGCUUUAGAAGCAUUGGGCAUGAAAUUAGUAGUUUCCGAAGCAGAUUACCCUAUGCUCUGUGAAAGCACACGACUACAGCGUGGUGAUUUGGCGCUCACAAUGCUACUAAGGUACAAAGACAGUAAUGAUAAACUGGCUUUAGUACUGGACAAGUUGUUGGAUCCAACUAUGCAUCGCAUGUACAGAGAUCAUCAUUCCAACGCUGCAUUUUUCUUGGAGCAAGAUCCACUGUACAAAAAAUAUUUCAAUGGUCAGCGGCCGCAUUUUCCUUUCAAGGAUGAAUUUCGUCAUAACGAAUUCAAUGAGAUAUCAAAUGGUUUGCCUGGCAUUGAAACAAGUAUUAUGAUUGCUGAAAGUGCGCACGAAAAAAGGUUAAUAUAUUCUGCACCAAGUAGUGGCAAAGAUGAAGCUGACCAGCUUAUUAGUGGUUUCACUCGUUUAUCUCACGAGUCACCCGAUGAUUCAUCGUCAGUAGCAUCUGCGAGUAGGCGACGAUCAUCGGAUGAGAGUAACGACAGUCCAUAUGACGAAAGUGGCAGCUCAGGGUUUUCAAGAUGUUUUCUGCGUGAUGCAUUACAUGAAAGUCAUUCAACGUCCAUGGGUACAGCGGAUCCACCAUCACCAGCCUAUCGUCUUUCAAAUAUUCUAACUGUUGAUAGUUCAAGUGAAUUCCCUUCAUCACCUGCAGGCCACCCAGUAGAGUUGAAUAAUAUAUUUUAUCGACAUAACAGACGAAAGCCAAUUCCCAGUUUGCCGAACCAAGCUUCAGAAGGACAGGCUCACUGCAUGAUGGAACUUGCAAAACGUCUUCUUCUUGAAGCGGGUGGUAGUCAGAGUACAGUUAUUUUUAAUGCCUCACAAGGCAGUCAAAACAAUCCACAGCGCAGUGGUCCCCACCGACAACUGCAUAUUUGUUCAUUUCUAAUUGGACUCUAUGCUUUGGGCUUGAACAACUUGUUAUCAGCAAGUUGGCAAACUCGAACUUACAGCACCAAUGUUAGUUGGAUACAUGGUCAUGCGACCGAAGUACAUAAGCUUAUAAUUGUAUUCCGCGCAAGGCAAAAUACCUGA
Molecule: messenger RNA, 4248 nt
Organism: Cercopithifilaria johnstoni
Lineage: Eukaryota; Metazoa; Nematoda; Chromadorea; Rhabditida; Onchocercidae
Source: the annotation of a GenBank genome assembly